AAGUUGGUGAGUUAUGGAUGAUUGUACCAAGAGGUAACACGUAGCCUCACGCGCUCCAUCUCGUCGUUGAACUCGUCACCGUCAUCGGCACAGUCAACGAUCGUCAACGAUUCCUUCCAUUAUUUUCCUUUUCCCUCUCUUAAUGGUUUUUGUUAUAAUCCAACGGCCAGGAUUAACGCAGCCGCAAUUGUUGAAACACGACAACCUUCCUUAUCAGGUUAGAAGCAAGAACUGUCCACUCCAAAUUUGCCACGUGUCGGUAAUUUACUAUAGACAGAACCAUAAUGUAACCGGAUUACCUGAAAUUACCGGUUGACAAAAAAAAAAAAAAACCACUAUGACAGAUCCUUUGUCAACAAAAACUCAGAUGGGACUUUGUUCAAUAAAACAAUAGUUGAGCAUUUAUCACCAAAAAAAAAAGCUCUUUUUUUCUUGUCCGAAAGCUUUGUGGGCUUCUGGGUUUUGCUCCUCUCCUUUUCAAUUUAUCUCACAAGAGACUUACCAUAAUUGACUCACAAUAUUAGUUUCCUGAAAAAGACAGUGAACAACAAGUACUAAUAUUAGAAGUAUUUUGGGGUUGUAUCUGGAGUGUCUCUUUCCCAAGAUCUUAAAGUUUUAAGCUGAUAAUCAAGGAGAAAUUGAAGAAGAUUGGUUUGGAUGUUGGCCAAUUUUAGUCAAUUUGAGGGUUCAUGUUUUGGAAACUAAUAUGUCCGCAGGGACUGAUUGCCCAACUCCACUUUCUUUAGUUGAUAGAAGUUAUAGAAAGGUGAAUGUUACUGUGAUGAGAGAUGACAAGUCUGAAAUUCAGGAGUUCUUAAAAGAAUCUCCAAAUAUUGGAAAACCACCUCGCCAUGUGUCGUCAAUUCGGCAUUCUGUAAGCUCUGCUCAGUUGGCUCAUGCUACUGAAGUGGAAUGUGAUGGUGGGAUUGUUAGCUCUAGGCUGCCAUCAGAUUCUAACUCAACAUUUGUACCGAUUUUUCGUUCUGGAAGCUGUUCAGAGAUUGGAUCAAAACCAUAUAUGGAGGAUGAACACAUAUGUAUUGACAAUCUUCUUGAACAUCUAGGUGCAACAGAAAACUUCCCUUCUCCUGGAGCUUUCUAUGGGGUAUUUGAUGGCCAUGGUGGUACAGAUGCAGCUUCAUUCAUCAGAGAGAACAUUCUAAGGUUUAUAAUCGAGGACAUUGAUUUUCCGUUCUGUGUGGAGAAGGCUAUUAAGAGCGCUUUCCUCAAUGCUGACCACGCUUUUGCUGAUGAUGGCUCUCUUGAUCGAUCCUCGGGUACUACCGCUCUGACUGCCCUUAUAUUUGGAAGGACAUUGUUGAUUGCCAAUGCUGGAGAUUGUCGAGCUGUGUUGGGGAAACGAGGAAGGGCGGUCGAGUUGUCAAAUGAUCAUAAACCCAAUAGCAUCUCUGAAAGAUCAAGAAUUGAAAAGCUAGGUGGGGUUGUUUAUGAUGGCUACCUUAAUGGCCAACUAUCUGUAGCAAGGGCUCUUGGGGACUGGCACAUGAAAGGUACCAAAGGCUCGUCGUGUCCCUUAAGUGCAGAACCGGAACUUCAGGAGACAAUUCUAAGUGAGGAAGAUGAGUUUUUAAUUAUAGGCUGUGAUGGCUUGUGGGAUGUGAUGAGUAGCCAGUGUGCAGUUACAAUGGCAAGGAAAGAGUUGAUGCUUCACAAUGAUCCCGAAAGAUGUUCAAGAGAGUUGGUCAGGGAGGCCUUGAAGCGAAACUCUUGCGACAAUCUGACUGUCGUCAUUAUUUGUUUCUCUCCCGACCCGCCACCUCGGCUUGAAUUCCCGAAAUUCAAGUUCAGUAGGAGCAUAUCAGCAGAAGGUUUGAACCUUCUUCAGGAGGCCUUAGAUAGUGGUGUAUAAACAGAGCUUAUGACUUAUAAUCUCUGAAUGGCAAUGAACAAUCACUAAAUCAGUUCCAUUUUUUCUUUCUUUUUUCUUUCUUUUUUAAGGGAAAUCAGUUUCAUUUAUAAGAUCAUGUCUUUAUUUCUUGGGAAAUUUUACUUUUGUAGUACGGUAGCAUUUUGUUAUUAUUAUCUCUCUCAUGUACAUAAAUAGAUUGGGUCAUACGUUUAUAUUAUUUUGAAACUACUAUUCAAUUUGAGGCUUGAAUUCA
Molecule: messenger RNA, 2123 nt
Organism: Cannabis sativa
Lineage: Eukaryota; Viridiplantae; Streptophyta; Magnoliopsida; Rosales; Cannabaceae
Product: probable protein phosphatase 2C 27
Exons: 5
Coding region: 707-1870 (387 amino acids)
Biological process (GO): protein dephosphorylation
Molecular function (GO): protein serine/threonine phosphatase activity; cation binding
Source: RefSeq, a predicted model, not a curated record